This is a messenger RNA of Corylus avellana, 1344 nucleotides long. RefSeq names its product B3 domain-containing protein At3g19184. Lineage: Eukaryota; Viridiplantae; Streptophyta; Magnoliopsida; Fagales; Betulaceae. The record is from RefSeq and is a predicted model, not a curated record. Gene Ontology annotation, molecular function: DNA binding.
CAUUGACCAUUGUCCGGAAUAGGACAAAGGACAUCUAACGGUCAGACACUCUCUCCCCCAUUUUUUUGGUUUCGCUGUUUAUUUGUAAGAAUUGGCUCUUCCUCUGGACAAAAAAGAGAGAGAAUCGUUGUUUGAGAAGGAAAAUGGUGGUCGAAACGAAGCGAAGCUAUGAGGAGUGCCGGCGACAGAGGCUGCAAGAGAACAAGAAGAGACUGGAGGAGCUGAAUCUGGGGAAGCUCGCUCAAGCUCUCAAGGCCUCGAGCCCUAAGCCCUCUCCGGUGAAGCAGGUGAGGCGAUUUAGGCAGCCGGUAGACCUCUCUUCUGUGAGCGUGAGAAGGUCCAGCCGCGUCGCCGCCAAGCCCCCUCCAAUUUACAAGGAAGUACCAUUUGAACCUUUGGGGAGGAGGCCCAUAAGGAGCUAUCAACCAAGAGACCUGUUGAACCGAUUUUAUGCUUCGGAUGAAGCAAGGCAAGAUGCAAUUGAGAGAGCAGAACAAGUUGAAUCAGGCUUGGGAUCUGACUUCCCCACUUUCCUGAAGCCCAUGCUCCAUUCACAUGUCACCAGAGGAUUUUGGCUGGGUCUGCCGGUCCAGUUUUGCAAGGCGCACCUUCCCUCCAAGGACGAAAUGAUUACUUUAGUAGAUGAGGAUGGAAAUGAGUCCCCAACAAAAUACCUCUUUCACAAAACUGGUCUUAGUGGCGGUUGGAAAGGUUUUGCUACUUGUCAUGACCUAGUUGAUGGUGAUGCAUUAGUGUUCCAAUUAAUUAAGCCUACUAAAUUUAAGGUGUACAUCAUUAGGGCAUCUAAGCUAACAGACAGUGAAGAUGAUGACAACGAUUCAGAUGUCUCACACUUGGACAGGAGUGCCAAAAGAAUCAAAGCAAGCAGAAAGUAGUCUUUAUACUUGAUGUCUUACUGGAAUUUCCUCAUUUUGCUCCGAGAAAGCUAUGGUACAGAAUUAGAAUUUUGUAGCUUCCUCUGCAAUGUACUAAUGUUAAUUUGGUUCUCCAUUACUGGGGCUGUGCUCUAGGCUAACUGAGAAUAUUGCUGUAUACUUUGGGAGUUAGGAAUAUUUUUUGUUUCAUUCCUUUGAAAUACACAUGUUCCUUUAGUUAGCCAGCUUUAUCAGUGGAUUGUAUUGUAACACAAAGAGAAACGACAUUGAUGAUGAUUGAAGCUUACAACGUUAUUUCUUAAAAUCUUGUUGGAGUUUUUGAAAAUUUGUCUGACACUUGUAUCUGAUUUUGCAAUGAAGUAAUCCCACCCUUUCUCUCCGGCAGCCCCUUGGGAGGAGGGGGUUUGUUUCCACUUCCUCCUCCCUCCCCUACCCCUAUGAUCCCUAC